GUUCCAGAUGAUGAAGAGUAGAGCAGAUGAGGAAGACUACUGGAACAGCUCCAAGUUCAAAGCCUUCACCUUUGACGAUGAAGACGACGAGUUCAGCCGGUUAAAGGAGUCGAAGCGGGCGGUGAACAGCAUCCGGUUGGUGGAGGAAGAUGAGGAUGAAGACGAGGUGGAGAAGGUCAGCUGGAGCGGCGAGCCCGUUGGCAGUAUUUCCUGGUCCGUCAGCGAGACGGCAGCGUCCAAUCAGAAGAGUCCACUCAGAGAGCCCGCCUUCCCCAGAAUCCCCACGGACCCAGCGAGCCUCAGCAGAAGGCACUCUGGGUACUCUCUGAGCGCGCUGUUCAAAGGAAAAACUAGAGGAGGAAACUUCCAGUCGUUCACUGACAGUGAGUCUGUACUGCACUACACAAUAAAUACACACUAUAUACACAAUAUACAAUACACAAUAAAUACACAAUAAAUACACACUAUAUACACAAUACACAAUAAAUACACACUAUAUACACAAUAC
Messenger RNA from Etheostoma cragini (Arkansas darter), 508 nucleotides. RefSeq names its product spermatogenesis-defective protein 39 homolog. Gene Ontology annotation, cellular component: cytoplasm. The transcript is spliced from 4 exons. NCBI's taxonomy places the organism in Eukaryota, Metazoa, Chordata, Actinopteri, Perciformes, Percidae. The record is from RefSeq and is a predicted model, not a curated record. Gene Ontology annotation, biological process: vacuolar transport; intracellular protein transport. The coding region runs from base 8 to 457 and encodes 149 amino acids.